This is a messenger RNA of Myodes glareolus (Bank vole), 3234 nucleotides long. The record is from RefSeq and is a predicted model, not a curated record. Lineage: Eukaryota; Metazoa; Chordata; Mammalia; Rodentia; Cricetidae.
GCCGUAAAAUGGAACAUGAAGUUAAUAUGUUAUUCAGUGAACUCCUUGGUAGUGCGCAGUCUGAAUACUCACUCAGGAUUGUUAUUUCUUCUCACCGUCAGGUGUAAAGAUCUCUCUCUGUGUUACUGGAAUCACUAUUGGAUGCUGCCCUCUGAUGUUUGUGGAAUGAACUGCUUUUGGGAAGCGGCUUUUAGGUAUAGUCUGAAAACGCAGCCCACUGAGAAAAUGCACCUUGCUGUUGUUGCCUGUGGUGAAAGACUGGAGGAAACUGUGACUAUGUUGAAGUCAGCUCUCAUUUUCAGCAUCAAGCCUCUGCAGGUCCAUAUUUUUGCUGAAGACCAGCUACACGAUAGCUUUAAAGACAGACUUGAUAGCUGGUCAUUUCUACAAAGAUUUAACUAUACUUUGUACCCUAUCACCUUCCCGAGCGACAGCGCAGUGGAGUGGAAGAAGCUCUUUAAGCCGUGUGCUUCCCAGAGGCUGUUCUUGCCGUUAAUCCUGAAAGAAGUUGAUUCACUACUCUAUGUUGACACUGAUAUCCUAUUUUUACGACCUGUUGAUGAUAUUUGGUCAUUACUAAAGAAAUUUAAUUCCACACAAAUCGCUGCGAUGGCCCCCGAGCAUGAGGAACCUCGAAUAGGAUGGUACAAUCGCUUUGCUCGGCACCCGUACUACGGGAAGACCGGGGUGAACUCCGGAGUGAUGCUGAUGAACAUGACGCGAAUGAGGAGGAAGUACUUCAAGAAUGAUAUGACAACCGCACGGCUGCAGUGGGGCGACAUACUUAUGCCAUUGCUUAAAAAGUACAAACUAAACAUCACGUGGGGUGAUCAAGAUCUGUUAAAUAUCAUGUUUUUUCAUAAUCCAGAAAGCCUAUUUGUUUUUCCGUGUCAAUGGAAUUAUCGACCAGAUCACUGUAUAUAUGGAAGCAACUGCCGAGAAGCAGAAGAGGAAGGAGUCUUCAUUCUUCAUGGAAACAGAGGUGUUUACCAUGAUGACAAGCAGCCAGCAUUCAGAGCUAUGUAUGAAGCACUGAGAAAUUGUUCUUUUGAAGAUGAUGCCGUCCGUUCCUUAUUAAAACCUCUAGAACUGGAAUUACAGAAGACAGUUCACACGUACUGUGGGAAAACAUACAAAAUAUUUAUCAAGCAGCUGACGAAAAGCAUCAGAAGCCGUUAUGACACGCCACCAAGGGAAAGGUGACUCUUCGUGCCUGCUGAGCGACAUGGGUGAAGCCGUAAAGCAGCAGGAGAAGUGAAGGAUCAUGGGAGGAGGAUUUGGAAGGCAUUUCUGUCUCCAGAAGAACCGUCUUCUGAAAAAGUUAGAAGAGCAGUAUAUUCAAUACCACGAAGAAUAAGUUAAACUUUUGGGCUCCAGUAAGAAGACAGUUUUGGUUUCUGAUAUUUUGUAACAUUACUUGGUGUCAUUCCAGUGUUAAGGAAAACAUUGAACAGAGUGGCCCAUUGAGCUGUGUUGGCUCUUGAAUCAAGUAAUUAAAAACAGUGGUGGGGGGUGGGUGGAGAAGAUGUACCUCGAACACAGUGGAGACAUUCAAGCUGUGAGUAUGGCAGUAACUUUAUGUCAGCACUAACCUCACUUUAAAGUGUGAGACAAAGUUUACAGGGGCAGAAGAGUUCUGUUUCUUAAGAAAUGUGAUGUAACCAAUGUAACCAUCGACAAUCUAUGUACCCGCAUACAUUUCAUCUCUCUUCUACAAUGUCUUGUGACAAUCAUGUUUGAAAUAAUCUGUAGGUUUUUAUGUAAGCUGCACAUUUAGAAAUUAGCUGUAUGAGGAGGGAGAAAUAGUGAAAACUUGGGGAGGUGUGUGUGUGUGUGUGUGUGUGUGUGUGUGUGUGUGCAUGCGCACAUGUGCAUGUGUGUGCACACGUGUGUGCAUGUUGAAAAAAGUUUUAUUUUAUAUGUUUUAAACUAUCUUGCCAAAUCUAAGCUCUAAGAUAUUUGGGGACAUUUUUGAAAUCACUUUUAAGUGAAAAAUUAACAGCUUUACUGGGCAUUCUGGAAGCAAAUAUGUAUUAUCCUGAUAAUAAAGUGGGAACCUUAAUUGUAGCACUAGCGGGAAAUGCAGCGGACCAAGUCUACAAGCCUGUGAGAUUGAAGUGGUCCAUUUAGACUUUCCUUCUACCUCAAGUGCAUCUAGGAUCCUUUCCAAGAGGCAAAUGCAGAGCCUUACUUUAGAUUAGACAACUGUGGAAGACAGUUCUGAGGAAGAGGAUUUUUAUAUCUAACUGUAGAAAAAAAUCGUUUUGAUAUGGGUAAUGUACCUAUUUCCUGUUUUGAAUACCAUUGAAGACAUUUGCCUUUUUAAGUGGGGACCAUUACCCUUGUCCUUCUUGUCUUGACCCCUUAUGUAACUGUGGAUUCUGAGUGGGUAGCAUGUAUCAUGCUGGGGUACAUAACUCAUCUUACCCAGGGCUCCUGGAUUAUUGUCUUUUUCUCUUGGGUUUUAAUACUUACAUGGAGAAUGGAAAAUUAUGAAGGAAACAUACCAUUUAUGAAGAUCCUGUAUCCUUUACAGUGGAAUAUUCAAAAGCAGUGAUCAUUACAGCUUUUCCACCUUCUGCAGGUCUGCCAGAGACAUACUGAGAGAAGGUUUACAACACAGUUAAAGGUAUUUGUGGCUUUGUGCCCAGAAGAGGGAUUGUGAGCCAGCUCAGUCCUCUAGAACAGAUGGUCUCAGAGGGCAGCAGCCUCGAGUCCUUGGCGGAAUACCGUGGUAAAGUAAGAACCUGUGAGCUGUGUUAACGUUUAGCUUCUUAGAGAAAUGAGAACCUGUCCUCUGAAGUUUGGCUAUAAUCUGAGGGUGCUUGCUAAACACAAAUGGCCUACAUAUACUGUAACUAGGAGUCUCAAUUAUUUGUUAAUUUGAGGAGAUUAAUUUUAAAUGAAGAUCAAGAGAUAAAAUUUUUUAAAUGAAGAAAUUAAAAAUUAUAUGAAGGUGGAGUAGGGCUAUUACAGCUCAAUAGUGAGAGUGCUUGCUUAGUGUGCUCAGGGGCCAGCGCUACAGAAAAUAAUAAAUGACAAGGGGUUGAGAGUCUCGCACAGUGGCGCUCACUCUUCAAAUCUGUUACCGAUCAGUAUCUUACCAUGUUUACUUCAUAUAUUCCUUUUUCUUACACUAAAGUCUCAGGCAUCAUUUUUUGUCCCUGCAGUGAAUGUUUCAGUAAUUACAAGUAACUACAGUAACUACGUUAUAGCUAGCAAAAGUGGCAGCUG